CUCCUCCACACCUUCCUGCCUAUGCUCAACUCUCAACCCCAGUACUAUACGUUACCUCACAGGGCGCACCAAUGUUACCCGAUUACUAUCAUCAACAGAUGUAUCAAGCAGCGGUUCCACCAAGUGUGAAUGUCCAAGAUCUCAACAUGCGUCCAAAGAGGGCCAUCAAGAGAAGAACUAGAACUGGCUGCCUCACAUGUCGCCGUAGAAGAAUCAAAUGUGAUGAACGCAAACCGGGUUGUCGCAACUGUGAAAAGAGCAGAAUCUGUUGUGCUGGAUAUCAACGUGUCAAGCCAACAAAGCAAGAGAUCAAGAAAAUCACCAGACAGAUGAGUGUCAACACCAUCUUGUCAUGAAUAUAAACGGAUUACUUAUCUCGUCAACAGGUUGAUGAUUCUACGUUUUGGUAUUUUUUUUUCUUUCUUUUCUUUUUUUUUAAGAAUGUUUGGGGUUUUAGUUGGAAGGGCGCUGGCGUUUUAUUCAAAAGAUAUCUAUCGGUUUACCGUGUACGGUAAACGCGAGGUGUCAUAUCUUGACUUACAUAGGCUAUAGAGAUUAUAGUUCUUAAUGAAUGAUCAAAAUGACUCUUAUG
Messenger RNA from Williopsis jadinii, 592 nucleotides. Its product is annotated as Zn(II)2Cys6 transcription factor domain-containing protein. NCBI's taxonomy places the organism in Eukaryota, Fungi, Ascomycota, Saccharomycetes, Phaffomycetales, Wickerhamomycetaceae. Gene Ontology annotation, molecular function: zinc ion binding; DNA-binding transcription factor activity, RNA polymerase II-specific. The transcript has a single exon. Gene Ontology annotation, biological process: regulation of DNA-templated transcription. Bases 72 to 356 code for a protein of 94 amino acids. The record is from RefSeq and is a predicted model, not a curated record.